Molecule: messenger RNA, 207 nt
Organism: Aspergillus costaricaensis CBS 115574
Lineage: Eukaryota; Fungi; Ascomycota; Eurotiomycetes; Eurotiales; Aspergillaceae
Exons: 1
Coding region: 1-207 (68 amino acids)
Source: RefSeq, a predicted model, not a curated record
AUGAUCUGUCAUCAGGCAGGAACGGCGUUACGCUUACGUGACGAGAGAGCUAGGCCUAGAAUGGGCAAAUCCGGGUUCACCGCCCAGAUCGGUAUGGAACGCCUGAAACGGAAUUACGGUACGGGUCCAGUGGAGUCUGCAGCUGCACGACGUGGUCCAAUAAAGGAUCCAAGGCCAGGUGAGGAGAAAUCGAAAAGAGAUAGGUAG